CAAAUCUUUCUCUCUCUCUCUCUCUCUCUCUCUCUCUCUCCUGCUUGACUGCAUCUCCCACAUGAUCGUUCACACCAAUCCAUCGUUCAGUUUCUCAAUCUCAAGCUCUCAAUCUUACAAAAAUCUCAAGAAUUUCAAUCCCACAAAACCAUGAAACAGUUACACAAACAGUCGACCUCAAAUCACAAACGAGAAGAAGUAACAUCCUCAAACCAAUCACCUCCAUACUCACCCAAAGCUCUGAAACACCCCAAAUCUCUCUCUCGAUCCAUCACCUACCUCCUCAAAGAACAGAGACUACUCUUCAUCCUAGUGGGUAUCCUCAUUGGCUCCACAUUCUUCAUUCUCCAACCCAAUCUCUCCAAACUCAGCCCCUCCGAGCCUCAUUCUUCGAUACCCAGAUCGAUUUCAGUCUCAGAUCGCGAGUCCGUGUCGAAUCCCUAUGUGGGUUCCGAGAAUUAUGGUGUUGGGAAGGCUGUUGGGAGGAUUCCGGUGGGGAUUGGCCGGAGAAGAUUGAGAAUUGUGGUCACCGGCGGUGCCGGGUUCGUGGGUAGUCAUUUGGUUGAUAGAUUAAUUGCUAGAGGUGACGAUGUGAUUGUGAUAGAUAAUUUUUUUACUGGGAGGAAAGCGAAUGUGAUGCACCAUUUUGGGGACUCGAGGUUUGAGCUAAUUAGGCAUGAUGUGGUUGAACCUAUACUGUUGGAGGUGGAUCAGAUCUAUCAUUUGGCUUGCCCUGCUUCGCCGGUUCAUUACAAGUAUAAUCCUAUCAAGACUAUCAAGACAAAUGUGAUGGGUACCCUUAACAUGUUGGGCCUUGCAAAGCGAAUUGGGGCGAGGUUUUUGAUUACGAGUACUAGUGAAGUUUAUGGGGAUCCCCUUGAGCAUCCCCAGAAAGAGACAUAUUGGGGACAUGUAAAUCCAAUAGGUGUUCGGAGUUGCUAUGAUGAAGGCAAGCGAACUGCUGAAACUUUGACAAUGGAUUAUCAUCGAGGGGCAGGUGUUGAGGUGCGUAUUGCUCGUAUCUUCAAUACAUACGGGCCCCGUAUGUGUUUAGAUGACGGUCGUGUCGUGAGCAAUUUUGUUUCACAGGCCAUCCGUAAGCAACCAUUGACUGUAUACGGUGAUGGAAAACAAACACGAAGCUUCCAAUAUGUAUCUGACUUGGUUGAUGGACUGAUGGCAUUAAUGGAAGGCGAGCAUGUUGGGCCAUUUAAUUUGGGUAACCCAGGGGAAUUCACCAUGAUAGAGCUUGCCGAGGUUGUGAAAGAAACUAUUGAUUCCAGUGCGACAAUAGAAUUCAGACCAAACACCGCUGAUGAUCCACAUAAGAGGAAACCAGAUAUUAGCAAAGCAAAGGAGCUUUUGAACUGGGAGCCAAAGGUAUCGCUACGUGAGGGACUACCUCUUAUGGUGACCGAUUUUAGAAAUCGCAUUUUAAAUGAAGAUGAAGGAAAAGGAAACAAAUAGAAGCGACAAUCAGCAGAGCCCCCCACAUUCUGUUCUUUUGAGAGGCCAAUUAAUUUGAACUCCAUUUUUUGGCUACUGUUCGGUAAGGAUUUGAAGUAAUUUUCUUGAUUUUUCUUGUCUAACAACUAGUGAUGAAAUAUUUGUUUUGAUCAUUAAAUUAAUGAUUUAGAAGACUUGAGGGUACAUUGUAAACUCAGGGGUGAACCAUACAUAAGUUAGAAAACCUGUUAGAUCAAUAAAUAAAAAUCAAUCAUGUGAAAAUAGAUUGGUUUGCAAUGACAUGUUUGCUGAUUACAUUUACCAAAAUUUUCAUGUCUGAAUUUGGAUGUGUGUUGUUGUGGCUGGUUAAAUGAGUCCUGUGACAAAAUAUUCUAUUUUUUUAUUUUUAAAUUGAGCAAGAACUAUGAAAAAAGAUUCAACAAUGUGUAAAAUACUCGGGGGACAUACCACUAACAAAACUAGACAGAAAGUCACAACGAUACUAUACAUAGAGUAUAAUCCAUUCCAAAAUUCAAACAAAUUCGAAUCUGAUAAUAUGAAUCAAUGUAUUUAGAUACAUUUUCUCAGUCAUUUUAUUCCCUAGCUCUUUUAUCCUAUAAAUUUCUUCUGGGAUCGCUUUCGUUUUGAGACGAAAGUGUACCAUAUAUGUAAUUCGCUAUGGUUUAGCGUUUUUGGGUAGCAUUGAUGUGAACCCAGACAAAAUUUUCAACACACUUGAGUACAUUCCCAAAUUUCUUAUUUUCCAUCAAAUAUUACUAUUCAAAUAUUGAAUAAAUGCAAUAUAUUUACAUGUAGAAAUGCUUUGAAUGUGCUCUUCUUUUGAAAAGAUGCUUUCACGCUGCCUCUCCCACUCUGCAAAUCGGUGACUUAGGCUGCAACAACCCUAGUUCUUUGGAUAGAAGCUAUUGUAGGUUGCCAAAUACUCUGCUUUUCCCACUUGAAACAAAAGAAAGUUGUACUCUUUAUGCUUGGUUUUUUGUGAUGACUAGGUUGGUAUCAAAGUCAAUG
This is a messenger RNA of Camellia sinensis, 2475 nucleotides long. The record is from RefSeq and is a predicted model, not a curated record. Lineage: Eukaryota; Viridiplantae; Streptophyta; Magnoliopsida; Ericales; Theaceae.